Hordeum vulgare subsp. vulgare (domesticated barley) is the source of this 830-nucleotide messenger RNA. Its product is annotated as 40S ribosomal protein S16. Bases 138 to 587 code for a protein of 149 amino acids. The transcript has a single exon. Gene Ontology annotation, cellular component: ribosome; cytosolic small ribosomal subunit. Gene Ontology annotation, biological process: maturation of SSU-rRNA from tricistronic rRNA transcript (SSU-rRNA, 5.8S rRNA, LSU-rRNA); translation. Gene Ontology annotation, molecular function: structural constituent of ribosome; RNA binding. The record is from RefSeq and is a predicted model, not a curated record. NCBI's taxonomy places the organism in Eukaryota, Viridiplantae, Streptophyta, Magnoliopsida, Poales, Poaceae.
GAGCUGCAUAAACCCCAACUCCUCCGAGGUAUAAAAUCGCCCACUCUUCCCUGAUCCCGCCGCCGCCGCCUCUCCCCCCUGAUCCCGCCGCCGCCGCCGCUGCCGCUGCCGCGCUCCCACCAGGCACCACCGCAAACAUGGCUGCUGUCCUCACCCGCCCGACGCCGGGCACGGUCCAGUGCUUCGGGCGCAAGAAGACGGCGGUGGCCGUCGCGUACACCAAGCCAGGGCGCGGGCUCAUCAAGGUGAACGGCGCCCCCAUCGAGCUGAUCCGCCCGGAGAUGCUCCGCCUCAAGGCCUUCGAGCCCAUCAUGCUCGCCGGCCGCUCCCGCUUCAAGGACAUCGAUAUGAGGAUCCGCGUCCGCGGCGGCGGGAAGACCUCCCAGAUCUACGCCAUCCGUCAGGCUGUCGCCAAGGCGCUCGUCGCCUACUACCAGAAGUAUGUCGACGAGGCCGCCAAGAAGGAGGUCAAGGACAUCUUCGCCCGCUACGACCGUACCCUCCUCGUCGCCGAUCCCCGUCGCUGCGAGCCCAAGAAGUUCGGUGGUCGCGGCGCCCGAGCGAGGUUCCAGAAGUCUUACCGUUGAUUGGCCUGCAGGAUCGUCGACUAUUGGGUGGUUUUCUCUGAUUUACCUCCCCACUUUUAGACUCCGUAUGAUUAGUUUCGAACCUUGGCAAGAUAUUGUGGUAUGAUGUGAUGUGCGAUGUUUAAGGCUACUCGGUAGUUGCUCGAUUAUGUUUUUUUUUUACUUGUUACCUAUGUUGAGGAAUUUUGAUAUGGUUGCGUGCUUGCACUAUAUUUUAUGCUAUGUUUCAGUUUUCAUGCUAAA